UGUGGAGUAGACGUGUCAAGUGUACCACAUUUCAAUAUGGUGUACGUGUAAUAUAAAUGUUCAUUAUAAAAUUUUUACAUUUUCAUAUCAAAAGCCCUCAUACGUCGUAAUCAAUAAGUUCAAUAUUGUUUUUCAUGCAAAAUGAGUUGAACAACUAUAAAAUGGCGUCUAACACAGGGCAAAAAAUCUCCGAGACUGAUAAGUAUUGGUCAGCGAGGGAAAGAAGGGCUUGGACCUGGUUUUAUUUUUUGGUAUGACACUUUUAUUCAUGUGUCGAACAGUUGGACCUGUCACAAUGUCAACAUUAGGAAAAGAAUUUGGUUGGAAUAAAGAAAUUCAGGGCUCAAUUCUCUCAACAUUUUUCUGGGGAGCUGGAAUGAGUCAAAUUGUAGGAGGAUGGUUGAGUGAUAUAUGGGGUGGUGAACAUAUUUUAUUUUGGUCUUGCUUAUCCUGGAUCUUACUUACAUUAUCUACACCAUUAAUGAUUCAAACUGGAAAAGUCAUAUCCUCAGCAACUAUUUAUAUGUUAAUAAGAUUUUUCAUGGGAUUCUUUCAAGGAUGUUUUUCUGGUGCAAUGGCCAGUUUGCUCGGAAAACAUCUUGAAACUAUGCACAAAUCUUCAACAAAUGGAUUUAUUAAUUCUGGUGCUUGUAUUGGGUCCGUCAUGAUUGGCAUAACAGGCUCAUUACUUUUAGAUAAUGCUAAUUGGGUCAGUGUAUUUUAUUGUGUUGGAAUUGUUGGUUGUGCUUGGUUAAUUAUUUGGAAAUUUACAUUACUCAAUAAUAAUCACAAGUUGGAUAUUGGUAUUGUGGAAGCUGGCCUUUUAUCAAAAAAUAGUAAUCGUUUUUUUUCUGUACCUUGGCUUGCUAUAUUAUCUCAUUGUCCAUUGUGGGCUAUGAUUGUUGCUAAUGUAUCAAUAUCAAUUUGUUUUCAUGGUUUAUCUACUUGGCUACCUACAUAUUUUCAUGAUACUUUCCCACAAAGCAAAGGUUGGAUAUUUAAUGUUAUACCAUGGUUAAUCAACUCACCUUGUGCUUUUAUUUCUGGAAUAUGGGCAGACCAUUUCCUGCAAAAAGGUUAUUCUCUGACAUGUGUCCGCAAAUUUUUUAAUGCUUUGGCUCAGCUUGGUGCUGCAAUUUCUCUCAUUUUAUUAAGUCGUUGUGAAUCUUUCCCUCCAGCUCUACUUCUUAUGACGUUUGCGAUAGGCAUGACUGGAUUUACAAACGCAGGAGCAAUGGUGCUACCGCAGGACAUCGCACCAGAAUACGCCGGCUCUGUUUCUGGAUUUUCUCAAACUGUGUCUACAUUAUCUGUGUUUGGUGCAAUUUAUUUUUCUGGUCAAGUAUUGACAGCAUCUCAUAGUUGGUCUCUUUACUUCAAUUUUGUGGCAGGAGUUUGUUUAACAGGCUCCAUUGUGUUUACAAUAUUUGCCUCUGCAACUAAAAUUACUUGAUGUCCCUGAAGGAAAAUGAAACCGAAAGUCUCCUACCUACAAGGAACUAGACAAUUAUAUCGACUACUAAAUCUUUUAAGGCACAAAUGCUAACUUUUGUUUCACUGAAGAAACGUUUGUAAAUUUUUAUAAACUUUACGAAAGAGCGUUUGUAAAUCACAAAAAAACUACGAUGCUCUUAUGUAUCUUGGAAAAUUUUUUUAGACAUCUCAUACACACUUUAGAAAUUCGAUCGUUUUAGUUCUUUAAUGAGAAAUGAAACAGUUGAUACAAUAGGACGUUUUGACAGUAAUUUACAUUAAAAUCUUACGUGAAAACUUCCUUCCCCCAUCCAGCCAUUGCAGUGAAUAUCCUUGGUCCCAGAUCUAGUGCUGGGUUGAUUGGACAACCGCAAUUGUAACCGAAUGUCAUUCCAAUUAGAACUACAACUAAUCCGAUGGCGAUGGGGGCCAAGCCAGCAGUUGGCUUACUUUCGUUCUUUUUGUCGACAAGCGCAAAAAUAAGUGCCAAGAGCAUUGCUGUACCAAAGAACUACAGCAGAAAAAUUAAUGUUACCUUUACGAAACGCUUAUAUGUUCAUAUAAAAUCAAAGCAUUUUGUUGAAUGUCUCUAAGCUAGUUCGUGAUAUUUUUCCCAGAUGAUUAAAAUUGUAAAUGAAAAAACUGUGUACUUUAACAACACAAGUUUGUGAAGGAAGAUGUUUAUAUAACAAUGCGACCUAGUAAAGAUGUUUAUGAAAAAAUACCUGAUCGCAGAAUCCAGUGAAGUUGCUCACGAAGGGUUGAGGAAAUGAAGUAAAGAUCCCAGCUGUACCAUUUGGCCCCAGUACCCGUCGAACUCCUCCGUCAUAAUGAUCGAUUGCAUCUAAAACAUAAGAAGCUCUGUUAAUGAUGUGUUAUAAUAAGUAAUGUUUGAGGUGAUGACAAAAAAUAAGUGACAAAACUUUUUACCUACUAAUUAUUGUGAAAGUACCAAGAAAAAUGAAAAAAAGAUAACUAAGGGAGCUUGAAACAAUUUUUGCCAAGCCCAUUGUUCAAGCUCAACCAAUCAGUCGAAUACAUAUUUACCAUGAUAUAAAGCGUAAGCAACAGCUGCCGAUGUUAUCGAUCCGAGCAUUUGAGAGGCAACAUAAAUUGGUACUUUACUCAGUGGAAAUCUUUGAACUGAUGCGAAUCCCAAGGUCACAGCUGGGUUUAUAUGACAGCCUGUGAAUUGUGUUGUAAAUUGAGUUUAAUUUAAUGAGUCUAGAUGUUGAAAGGUGUUUCUAUAUUUAUAAUAAUUUUUACCUGAUAUGGCCAGUGCCCAGUAUAAAGCCAUUGUCAACGCUAUUGUUCCGGUUAAACUGGUAGAAAGAGAAUUACCAAGGGUACCAUUGCUUAAAGUUGCUUGUGCGCUUGCGCCAAUUACAAACACCUAAGUAUAGAUCUGUUGAUAUAUAUCAUGUGGUUCUUUGUCGAUGUCCUCUCAGCAAGUAUAUUCAACAAUAUUUGUCAUGUUCUUUACAUUCAUAAUAUUGAUACAGGUUAAUUUCAUGUUUAUUUUUGUCAUAAGUAAAUUACUUUUUUUUGUCAAAAAUGGAAUUAAUAUGUGACAAAUAAAUAAAUAUUGGUAUAAAUAUAUGGAAUUUGACAUUUA
Messenger RNA from Xenia sp. Carnegie-2017, 3088 nucleotides. RefSeq names its product solute carrier family 17 member 9-like. Gene Ontology annotation, biological process: transmembrane transport. Bases 254 to 1453 code for a protein of 399 amino acids. The record is from RefSeq and is a predicted model, not a curated record. Gene Ontology annotation, molecular function: transmembrane transporter activity. Lineage: Eukaryota; Metazoa; Cnidaria; Anthozoa; Malacalcyonacea; Xeniidae. The transcript is spliced from 9 exons.